CGAGACGAUGGGUGUCAUCUUAGCAUGAGCAUUAAAUAGUUUUGGACAACAUUUAGCUAACAGUAGGAUGUGCAGCACAGACAGUAGCUACACCAACUUCCCAUAUAUUAAGCUCGCAACCAACGUAAUAACGGUGACGAUCCAGUCCGGACCCACAUGGGAGCGUGUGGAUCGUGAUGAGCAGCUGACCCUUCGUUUUAACUGCAUUCUUAGCAUGUUAGCGUUAACCUUGCGUUUGAGGAGACUUCCUGUUAGACUGGCGUUUACGUCGAACGUACCUGUAGCGUCGUACCAUGUCUUCAGUCAGACACACAGAUCAUUUUUUCAGCCCAAGAGCAAAGACAAGGGCGUUCAGAAGAAAACCACAGAUGAGACGGUGAAAAAAUUUGUGAAAAGCCCUCUAAAGGUUCAAAAUGGUGCCCAGGAAGUGGAUUCACCCAUCAAGAAGGUUACCAAGCGCAGCCGGCAAAUCCUGGACAGCGACGACGACGAAGUACCAGUAAUCAAAGAGCAAGUUGCGUCCAAGGUUCCAGAAGAUAAAGAAGCCUCCACUAAAACAGCAAAGGAUGACGUGGUGAGGCCUGUUCCCACCCCCCUGUCUCCACCACCACCUCCUGCCACCCCUGUGACCCCUGCUACUCCAGCCACCCCAGCCUCUUCCACUUCACCGGGGACCCCCUGCACCCCAAACUCCAUCUCCCCGACUGGGAUCGUCAAACGCAAGACUGCGAGGAAGAUGUUCCCUAAGAGGAAGCUUGAUGAGACCAGGAGCUCCAGCGAAAGUCCGAAGGAGGAGCCCGAGGCAAAUGAGGAGCAGGGUCACCUCAGCAAACGCCCGCGUGUGGAGUCCACUGCCAGCAGUGCAGGGGAUUCUGAUGAACCCAUGGAGGAGGGAGCAAAGGAAGAAAGAGCUGAAACGGCAGUGACCGAGAAAAGCCCAGACGAGGAACUUGAAAACAAGAAGAAAGGAGGAGAGCCGGCGAAGGAACAAGAGCGUCUGGACAAAAAUGGCUCUGAUGAGGGAGAAAAGAGAGCUGAGGGGGCGGAAAGGAAAACUGAAGCAAAGGAGAAGACUGAUGAUGAGAAAGGGCCCGUCCGUGCCAAGGCGGAAGAGGUUGAAAAGGACACGCGUGAGGGAGAAGAGAGCCCGAAAAGUCAAACAGCGAAAAAGCAGAAAGAUAAGGAACCGGCCAAGAAAGCCCCCAUCAGCAGUUUCUUUGCUCCCAGAAAAGCUGCAGUGAAGAUGGAGAAACCAGAGAAGAAUGAGAAAAAUGCCAGUGCUGAGAGGAAGAGUUCAGUAGAGGAGAGCAAGGACUCAAAAGGUGAGUCGUGCUCUGGACAGACAGACUAUGACCCGUCCAGGCCGGGCUACCAUCCUGUGGACCACGCGUGCUGGAAGCAGGGCCAGAAAGUGCCGUACUUGGCUGUGGCUCGCACCUUUGAGAAGAUUGAAGAGGACUCUGGCAGGUUGAGGAACAUUGAGACUCUGUCGAACCUGUUUCGCUCCGUGCUGCUGCUCUCUCCAGAUGACCUGCUGUGCUGCGUGUACCUGUGUUUGAACCAGCUGGGUCCUGCCUACCUGGGCAUGGAGCUUGGCGUUGGAGAGACGGUGCUAAUGAAAGCUGUUGCUCAAGCAACUGGGCGACAAUUGGACAAAAUCAAGGCAGAGGCGCAGGAGAAAGGAGAUCUGGGCCUAGUGGCCGAGAGUUCCCGUAGCAACCAACGCAUGAUGUUCCAGCCGGCCAGUCUGACAGCAGGGGGCGUGUUCAGGAAAUUGAAGGAAAUUGCCAGCAUGAGUGGGAACUCGGCCAUGAAUAAGAAAAUCGACAUCAUCAAAGGCCUCUUUGUGGCAUGCCGCUUUUCUGAGGCCCGCUACAUAGUCAGGUCUCUGGCUGGGAAACUCAGGAUCGGCCUGGCAGAGCAGAGUGUCCUAUCAGCCCUGAGCCAGGCUGUGUGCUUGACCCCCCCUGGACAAGGUUUCCCUCCCGCUGUGAUUGACGCGGGGAAGGGGAUGAGCGCUGAGAGCAGACGGGCCUGGAUCGAAGAGAAGAGCCUCAUUCUCAAACAGACUUACUGCGAGAUGCCCAAUUACGAUGUCCUCAUCCCUGUUCUGCUAAAAGAGGGCAUAGACCAGCUUCCCAAUCACUGCAAGCUCACUCCAGGGGUACCGCUGAGACCCAUGUUGGCUCAUCCCACCAAGGGCGUCGGCGAAGUGAUGAAGAGGUUUGACGAGGCAGCGUUUACCUGCGAAUACAAGUACGACGGCGAGCGUGCACAGAUUCACAUUCUGGAGACCGGUGAAGUUCGGAUAUUCAGCCGUAACCAGGAAGACAACACCACCAAAUACCCCGAUAUCAUCUCUCGUAUUCCCAAGGUGAAGAAGGAUUCUGUGGUUUCCUGCGUGCUGGACUCGGAGGCAGUCGCCUGGGAUCGUGAGAAGAAGCAGAUCCAGCCUUUUCAGGUCCUCACCACCCGCAAGAGAAAGGAUGUGGAUGCGUCGGAGAUCAAAGUCCAAGUGUGCGUGUAUGCCUUUGACCUUCUCUAUCUCAACGGCGAGUCCCUGGUGCGACAGCCGCUGUGUCGGCGUCGGGCUCUGCUGAAGGAGAGCUUCUCAGAGGUGGAGGGAGAGUUUGUGUUCGCCCGGUCCAUCGAUUCCGACAACACCGACACCAUCGCAGAGUUCCUGGAGCAGUCUGUUCGAGACUCCUGCGAGGGCCUGAUGGUGAAGACUCUGGAGAAGGAUGCCACCUAUGAAAUUGCCAAGCGCUCCCAUAACUGGCUGAAGCUGAAGAAGGACUACCUGGAGGGGGUGGGGGACACCGUUGAUCUGUGUGUGAUCGGCGCCUACCUGGGGAAAGGCAAGAGGACGGGAACCUACGGCGGCUUCCUGCUGGCCUGCUAUGAUGAGGAGAAUGAAGAGUUCCAGUCCGUCUGCAAGAUCGGGACAGGCUUUAAGGAUGAAGAUCUGGAGCAGCAUUACAAGUUCUUAAAGGAUCACAUUCUGCCCAAGCCGCGCGCCUACUACCGCUUCGACCAAUCGGCGGAGCCCGACGUGUGGCUCGAUGCCGUGCAGGUCUGGGAGGUGAAGUGCGCUGACCUGUCGCUGUCACCCGUCUACAAAGCUGCCAUGGGAAUGGUGGAUCCAGAGAAGGGCAUUUCUCUGAGGUUCCCUCGCUUCCUUCGAAUCCGAGAUGACAAGAAACCAGAGGACGCCACAUCUGGAGCUCAGAUUGCUGAUUUGUACAGGAAGCAGCAGCAGAUUCAGAAUCAGGGGGAUAAGGCUGAACCUGAAGACUACUACUGAUCAGCUGAUCAUCCAGUCGUCAGCAGGGAAUAAUAAAUAAUGGCAAUUUCAAUGUAAUUGUAAAUAGCAUCUUUCUUUGUAAUGUUCAAUGAAAAUAAAGGCUGUCUUUUUUCUUUUA
Molecule: messenger RNA, 3422 nt
Organism: Betta splendens (Siamese fighting fish)
Lineage: Eukaryota; Metazoa; Chordata; Actinopteri; Anabantiformes; Osphronemidae
Gene: lig1
Product: ligase I, DNA, ATP-dependent
Exons: 27
Coding region: 68-3304 (1078 amino acids)
Biological process (GO): lagging strand elongation; DNA repair; DNA recombination
Cellular component (GO): mitochondrion; nucleus
Molecular function (GO): ATP binding; DNA binding; DNA ligase (ATP) activity
Source: RefSeq, a predicted model, not a curated record